This is a messenger RNA of Aspergillus mulundensis, 1686 nucleotides long. RefSeq lists its product as uncharacterized. Gene Ontology annotation, molecular function: homogentisate 1,2-dioxygenase activity. The transcript is spliced from 4 exons. Gene Ontology annotation, cellular component: cytoplasm. The coding region runs from base 1 to 1686 and encodes 561 amino acids. The record is from RefSeq and is a predicted model, not a curated record. NCBI's taxonomy places the organism in Eukaryota, Fungi, Ascomycota, Eurotiomycetes, Eurotiales, Aspergillaceae. Gene Ontology annotation, biological process: L-phenylalanine catabolic process.
AUGCCCCCCUCCGUCCCACCCCCCUCCCUCCGCAAGGCCUUCCACUUCACAGACCUGGGCACCCGCAAGCCCACCCGGCCCACAGACCCCUACGAGUACCAGGCCGGCUUCGGAAACACCUUCUCCUCAGAAGUCAUCCCCGGCACUCUCCCCGCGGCCAUCAACAACCCCCGCCGCACCCGCUUCGGCCUGUACACCGAAGGCCUCACGGACUCGGCCUUUGUUGCGCCGCGGGACGCCAACUUCAGCACGUUCAUGUACCGCGCGCGGCCGGCCAUGGCUCACGACGGCUACCGAGACUCCUUCACGCACAAGUCCAACCUGGAAAACUGCUUCCUCCCCCUCAACGCCAAAGUGCAACCGCUGACCGGCGAAACCGACUUCGACCCCUUCCCCAUCCCCGAAACCGACACCGACUUCAUCGACGGCCUGCACACGCUCCUGGGCAGCGGCGACCCGAAUCUCCGCCAGGGCCUCGCGCAGCACGUCUACGCGAUCAACACCGACAUGGACCACCGCGCCCUCUGCAACAGCGACGGGCAGACCCUAAUUACACCGCAGCUUGGAACACUGGACAUCCAAACCGAGCUGGGCAUGUUGUACGUUGAGCCUGGUGAAUUCGUCGUUAUCCCGCGCGGGAUCCGGUUUGCGGUGCGGUUGGCCGCUGGAAACGGCGAUGGCUCUGCAGGUGCAGGUGCAGGUGCAGGCGCAGGCACAGGCGCCCGCGGCUUCGUCACCGAGAUCUGGGGCUCGAGCUGGAGACUUCCGGACUUGGGACCCCUGGGCGGGCAUGCCCUCGCUGAACCGAGCGACUUUCUGUAUCCGGUUGCGUGCAUCGAUGGUCUUGACGCUUUGCAUGAGCGCUGGACGAUCGUUACAAAAGCGGACGGGCGGUAUAUGGCAUUCGAGCAGGACCACAGCCCGUUUGAUGUCGUUGCGUGGCGCGGGAAUGUUGUUCCUUAUAAGUACGACCUCACAAAAUUCGCCCCCGCGCACUCCACCUCCGUCGACCACAUCGACCCCUCCGUCAACACCGUGCUGACCGCGCCCUCGUCCGACCCCCACACCCCGCUCGCCGACUUCCUGCGCUUCGGGCCGCGCUGGGACGCAACGAGCAAUACGUUCCGGCCGCCGUACUUCCACCGCAAUGCGGCGUCUGAGUUUGUGGGGUAUAUCUAUGCGCCGGGGCAUGGGCAUGGGGGUAGGGCGAUGCAUGCGGGCGGGUCGGCGAAGGUUAUUGUGAGUCAUACGCCGCAUGGGUUUGAGGCUGGUGCUGUGAGGGCUGAGAUGGGGGUUGGUUUGGAGGAUGAGGCAGGGGCGAAGGAGGAGAGGGAGGGGGAGGGGCCGAGGAAGAUACUGCAGGGUGAGUCUGCCUGCCUAAGCUUUGUACCGGGCGUUGUUGUUGCUCUGGUGGAUGCUAAUGUGGCUGCAGAGACGCUGAUGGUGAUGGUCGAGACGAGCCGGUCGCUCCUGGGCACGGAGUACGCGGUUGAGCGGGCGGGCGUGCUGAAGAGGGACUUUGCGAUGAAUACGCGGGCACGGGAUAUUCUGAAGGAUAACUUCUCGGCGUACCCGAAUAUCGAGAAUAUUCUUGCUCGCGCUAAGGCCGACAGGGAGGGUAGGCGGCGGCAGGUGGAGAGGUUCUUUGAUGAUGAGGCGCUGCAGGGGAUUGCUGGGCUGGAGUAA